AUGCGAACAAUUGCAGCAUUGAAUCGCGAGGAAACAUUCAAAACAAAAUAUAAAGAUUCUAUUGCCGGGCCGCAUAGAACGGUUAUUCGUGGUGCUUUAAUUGUUGCCACCGGAUUUGGCGCGUUUCAGAGUCUUCGGAGCAUUGGCAUUUUGGUACGUAAUUAUAGCAUGUCGUUUUUUCUUUUUAUUAUGUUCACCCCUAAUACAGCUAAUGCGAAAAUAGUUGCAAUGUCAGUUUUCAAAUCGCAUGAUAGAAAAUGUAAUAUGUUUAAUGUCGAAUUCAGCACGACGAAAUGUCAGAAUCUAAGAGGACGUGAUACUGAAAUUCUCGCCGGAAAGAAUGUUGCAUUAGUCGGUCCAUCCGGUUUGGGUAAAUUUACUAUUAUCUCUUUGUUCCUUCAAUAUUAUGACAUUGACUCUGGCACCGUAAAUGUUGAGCGUGCAAAUGUCAAGGAUUGGAAUCUCGAAUAUUUGAGAUCAAACAUGGCAUUAGUUGGUCAAACGCUGGUUCUUUUUGAUAUAACCAUUGGAUAUGAUACACCUGUUUGUGAAAAAAGAAUUCAGUUGAACGGCGGACAGAAACAGCGCGUCGCAAUAGCACGAGCAUUAAUUCGAAAUCCGAAACUAUUAUUAAAUGAAGCAACAUCAGCACUCAACUCCGAAUCUGAAAAAGUUGUACAAGACGCUCUAAAUCGUACUCAACCAAAAUUAUGA
Molecule: messenger RNA, 714 nt
Organism: Ambispora leptoticha
Lineage: Eukaryota; Fungi; Glomeromycota; Glomeromycetes; Archaeosporales; Ambisporaceae
Source: the annotation of a GenBank genome assembly